Molecule: messenger RNA, 5271 nt
Organism: Menidia menidia (Atlantic silverside)
Lineage: Eukaryota; Metazoa; Chordata; Actinopteri; Atheriniformes; Atherinopsidae
Source: the annotation of a GenBank genome assembly
CUCCUGCUCCUGCCUGUGGUCACAUCUUGUUGUCUGAACUUCAUUGACGCGGUGACGCUGGUUUUUCUCUCUUAUUCAUUCAUGCUCUGCGGCUUUUGUAUUCAUUUCAUAACGUUUGUUUUGCUAACCGUUUUUACCGGUGUUUUUCAUCUUUCGUGCGCUCCAUCUCCGCUCGUUUCGGUUGUUUUUUGGCAGGUUAGAGUGGCCUGUCGACUUGGACCGUCACAGAGCAGUGAUCCAUCAGUCGCCGUUAAGACCUCCGGGCUUUAAGGAUAAGAUUCUUAUAUAGAGACGCUUACGUAAUCAGGUAAACGGAUGAUUUGAGCGCACGGAUUUGACGCACGCUUAGCGGUAGUCUGUUAUUUAUCUAGAUAGAAUAUUCUGUUGUAGCAAGAUCAUUUCCCGUCCGUGUUCAUGCCAGAUCUGCAGCGCUUCAGUUUUAAAUACCAUAGCAUGAAUCCUUUGUUGGGGGCCAAUACGCAUCUCCAACAGCACCCGCAGCAGAGCCCAGCGCCCGGACACCCGGACUCCCCCUCAGGCAUCCUUCCCGACUACGUCUUCGGUGGACCGGACCCGGCGUCUCUUCUUCUGGGCGAGCAACCCGGUUCUGGGCCUGAUCAGCUGGGAGUUGACUACACCGCACCCUCACAGACUUCACCUUACUUCCACCCCAACCACAGCAGCGCCUAUCCGCAGCGCGCAGUGCCGCACCCCCCCGCAGCGAUGGCCCUCCGAAACGACCUGGGAUCCAACAUCAGUGUCCUGAAAACCCUCAACUUGAGGUUCAGGUGUUUCUUGGCCAAAGUGCACGAGCUCGAGCGUAGAAAUAAGAUUUUGGAGAAACAGCUUCAGCAGGCCCUGGACGCCAACAAGACGUGUCCGGGUGGAUGCUGUGAGAACAAGGCGCACACCCAGGAGGUGGGUGUGCAGACCGGAUUCGUGGGAACUAUAGCCAUUAGGCCUGGCUCCCUCCCUUUCCACAACACCAACAACUCAGCCAGGAGGCCUACAUCGCUGUUUCCGCCGCCGCUCGCAUCAACCCUUCCACCAGCAGCCACCGAAAACUCAAACUCCACCCAAACGAACGCCGCUUCUUAUCCGGCCAUCACUAUCAGCCAGGCGUCCCCCUGUGUGGACUCUCCGGGAUCUGGUACCAACAGAACGGUCCAACACAACAGCACAGGUGUGGGCAAUUCCACCAACCCGCCUCCACGGUUCCUACCAGGGACCAUCUGGUCCUACAACCACACGCGCAAGUUCGGCUCCAGCGCCGAGCGCCUGACGAGCCCCGGGGUCUCUUGGAUGCACCCAGAUGGAGUUGGGGUCCAGAUCGACACCAUCACCCCCGAGAUCAGGGCCCUUUAUAAUGUCCUGGCUAAGGUGAAGAGGGAAAGAGACGAGUAUAAACGCAGAUGGGAGGAAGAAUACACCAUGAGAAUGGAUCUACAACAGAAGAUGGCAGACCUGCAAGAGGACCUGCAGGAGAGUGAGGGCUGCCAGGAUGAGCUGGCUCUCAGAGUGCAACAGCUGAAGGCAGAACUGGUUCUGUUCAAAGGCCUUAUGAGCAAUAAUUUGUCUGAGCUGGACAGUAAAAUUCAGGAGAAAGCCAUGAAAGUGGACAUGGACAUCUGCAGGAGGAUUGACAUCACCGCCCGCCUGUGUGACGUGGCCCAGCAGAGGAACUGCGAGGACGUGAUCCAGAUGUAUCAGGUUCCCAACAACCAGUCCCCCCUCAACUGCCGGCGUAAGCAAACCCCGUUGUCCUUUAACGGGAGCGAGGGCGACGAGCCGGUCAGCACCUCUGAAAGUGACGGAGGCGUUGUGAAAGAGGAGGAGCACUUUGGCUCAUCGGCCAAUCAGAUCAACGAGGAGAUGCAGAGGAUGCUGAACCAGCUGCGUGAAUGUGAGUUUGAGGAUGACUGUGACAGUCUGGCCUGGGAGGAGACAGAGGAGACAUUGCUUCUUUGGGAGGACUUCCCAGGAUGCGCUCUGCCUCCAGAUCCCACCCAUCCAGCGGGAGAGGAGGACUGUCUGGAAAAAGUAAUUAAUGAUACAGAAUGUCUGUUCAAGUCCCGAGAGAAGGAAUACCAGGAGACAAUUGACCAGAUUGAGCUGGAACUAGCAACAGCCAAGAGCGACAUGAACCGGCACCUGCACGAGUACAUGGAGAUGUGCUCCAUGAAAAGAGGCCUGGAUGUUCAGAUGGAAACCUGCAGGAGGCUCAUCACUCAGACUGGAGACGAUAACCCUGCUGCACCGGCACCAGCAGAGGAGAGUGACCAGAGAGAAAACAACAAGUCGUCAUCCUCUCCACCUUCCUCCGGUGCUGGGAGGUCCUGACACCUCCUCACUCGAUCCCUGCUGUCUUCAACCGCAGUACCACACCAACGCAAUACUCACCAAUAAAUGCGGCAACCCCAUGUUUACAUGUUGAAAAGUUUAACCACUGAAGCAUAUCGUUUGCUCUUAUGUCAUCCAUGCAGAUCAGUCAAGGGAGCUUUAAAGUUUAGAAAUAUUAUAUCUGUUAUGGAUUGUGAGGUGAAGAUUCAGGAGAAUGAAGGUCUGUUGCUGCUGUUUAUCUUUUUUUUUCAGUGCAGUAAGGCAGCAGGAACGCAUAACAAACCAUGUUUAUACUGCACACCACCAGAAGAAUCAUGCCAUGACCUUCUAAAGGUAACCUGGAAUCAGUGGAUGUUUCCCUCAUCAGUAAAGAAGGAAGCAGGGAUCAGGGAUCUCACACUUAAAGCCUAAUAAGAUGUCAUGAUACAGCAUUUUACUGCCUUGUGGUUGCAUUGCUAGUUUGCUUUGUGUCAUUAGAAAAAUAACUAAAUCAUGCAGAAAGAAAGUAAACAUACCAAAACUUUUAUUUUGGUCCCUGACUGUAUACAAAACUACCAACAUGCCUCGCCAGUCCUUCAAGUAUUGCUUGGCAUGUAACUUAAAAUGGUGAGCGACUGCUCUGAUCCCGCUCUAUUCAUAGACUGUGAAUCACCUCAUUUCCUGUAACCAGCUGUCACUGGGUGAGAGGCAAGGUUUAACCACGGACAAGUUGCCGGAGAGGGCCACAAAAAAAGAACGUAACAAACAACCAUGCACGCUCCAAAUCACUGCUAUGGUCAGUUUACUAUCAGCAGUUAGUCGACUGUGGCAGGAACCCAGGAUGCCUGGGGAGAAAAUGCAACAAGGUUCAUUACGAGAUUUGUACGAGGACCCUCCUUGUGUCCUCACUCAACUGUGCAUCAAUUUCAAAUUCCAAAUCUGCUGAUGAUUCCCUAAAUGGGCUACUGAUUUCUUGGCUAUUGCAAAGGGUGUAAUCCUACGCUACAUAUUGAUAUCACCAUAACUUUAGCUGUGAGGCGUUCAAAGGAUUUGCUCAGAAAAAUCCUGCUAGAAUAAGCAUUUAUGUCAUUUCACUGGAUAACUCACAACAACCAGAAGACGCAUUUUUAUGUGCAAAGUUUUAGCACCAAGAUCAUAAACAUUUCACAUCAUAGAAUACUCUGGAUGUUCCACGCUUUUUUUCCAUAGGCUAAAACCAGUUUAUAAAAAAAAGGGUAGGUUAAUUGAAAUAAUUAAAAAAAAUAAAAAUAAAAAUCUCAAGGUAAUUUCAUGGAGAUUAUGUGCUAAAUAAAAACCUGCUGUGGCAGAAAAGAAAGUUGUGACCAUCUGCAAACAUCCCCUGCUUUUUCUCCACUUUAUUAGGUGGAAACAGUUAGAGUAAGGCAGUAAAGCCCAAAGAUAAUGUUGGGGUGGGGGGGCUGGUCUUAGAUGUAGGCAUGAAAUUUGUUGCAGUGAUGAGACUGAAGUUAAAACCAUAGUUUUACUCCAGUCGCCAUGCUUUUUGUAGAUGAUAGUAAGUUGUUUGAGCAGCGCUGCCUUCUUGAGCAGAAUCGCUUUAUGGAAGGCGGAUGAGCUGAAGAAGAAAAAAAGGUCAUAAAAAUGCAAGUUAGCCACUGAGUGCCAAAAUGAAAUGGUCAGAUUAUGACUCAACAGGAAACUGCAAAGAAAAAAAGACUAACUAUUGCAGCGGAUGCUAUCUCUCCAAGGUGCUUGAUGUAUAUAACUAAACCUAUUUUUAAGCCUAUAAGCAUUUGCACAUAGAAAGUAAACAAAACUGUAUGAAUCAUAUGAAACAAUCAGCUAUAUAACUUGUAAAACAAACAAACAAGAAAUCACAUCACACGCUGGAAACAGAUCACUACCUUUCGUCUUCUUACCUCUUUUUUUUCUGGAUGUAUUUAAUCCUGACUCCAGAACUGCCAGGGCAAACGACGCCUAUAUCACUGCUUCCCAAUCAGACACUAUUUGAAACGUUGUCCUGGCUGUUGUUUCUCCUGUGUAGCUGAACCAUUCCCACCCGUCAAUAUUUUGUUUCAGUAACAACGGUCGGACAGAUUUCCGCUCAUGCAUGUGAGGCCGUCGGAAUCAGCUGAUUGUGUGAUUGGCUGAUUCUAAUAGCAGAAGUUAAGAGAUCUGAGGUUUACUGUGUGAGUCGUAAAAUACUAUUUCUCUUCAUAUUGUUUCCUUUUCACACACUGAGGGAGUCUCUGUGUAUGCAUGUGCCAGAGUGUGUGUUUUUGAGAGUUAUGUCUGUACGGUGAGUAUUUUUAAAAUGACUUUUACUGAGGCAUAUGCACGGCAUUGAAAAGAGCAGAAUGAAACAAUUUGACAGCGUUUGUAUUGGUUUCAAUUGACAUUUUAAACCCGAGCUGUCUUUUGGUCACCCCUAAAGUCAUAAAUCAAGUGAUAUAUCACUUUUUUCCAUCUGUAGACUUUCUUUAUGAGAGUCUGUGGUUGCCAAGUAAAGUCAGUUUUAAAAAUAGCUCAAGUUCAGGAAAAUGCGCCGGUUAAAUACCAAUGCUUUGGCAAAAUGACUGUACGAUGGCUUCGAAAUUAUUAAGGAAAUAAAGCUUUGAAUAUACCACAUGUGUUUAUAGGCUGCAAACGAAGACUGUCCAGUCACACACCUCAAAAAGGCUUUAAAAUAAGACACAAAAAUUCAGAUUGGUCUGAAAGGAUUCACAAUAAUAACUACGGCAGAUGAAAUGGUUUUUUUUUCUCUCCGUCUGUUACCUUGUGUUUUUGCUAAAGACUGACUGAAUAGAUUUAACAGCAGUUUGUGUCAUUUAACAAUUGGACAACUGUCCUGAGCAUCAGGAACAAGUGUGUGACUUUGCGACAAGGAAAGUCAUCUUGGCUUAAAAGCUUCACUGCAGAGCUACAGUAUGUAACGUGUAAAGAGAGACUGAAUGAAUAAAAAGAUGCAACUCA